AUGGCUCAGCAAUUUACUCCAUACAGCGACUCUGAUGUGUUGGACACUCCUCAUGAUCCGUCUCCAUUGUUGUCUAUCUCUGCUCUUGCACGGUUUGAAUUUGAGCCAGGCAAGGGCAACGAGGGCACAAAGAUUUUGAUGGUGGAAUGGGAAGAUGACGACCUCACAAGGUCGUCGGGAACUUGGCACGUCUCCUGGGAUGGAAAGAAAACUGUCCUCCCGGCAAAUGAACAAACGUCAGAACACGUCCGACGAUGUUAUUUCUUGCUCCCUUACCAUGCUACCAUCCCCCCUGUCGUCACGUUGGCCUAUGAGCCACCACCCAGUUCUGCUGCGACAGUUAAGAAACCUGAUUCAGUCCAGGUGAAUCCUCUCCCUGCAAUUUUCCCGCCUGAGCUUGGAGCCACGGCAGUAGCUGCAGGCAAGAAAGGGGUUCUACAUACGAUAUGGGCGAAGAAGCGAUUACAAGAGCUGGAGAAAGAAAUCAGGGAGGAAUCGAGAUAUAACAUAGAAGGUGUGGCCUUGGAGAUGGCGCUUCAAGAAAAAGAAUGGAUUGAGACCAACUUUGGUGUUGGAGCCCGUCCAGCGCCUUUCCAGACGGCAAGUGUGUCGUCAUGGAAUUCUGUUCCUCUCAGUCCUACUACUCCCCUGUCUCCGGGUGGUGGGAGGAAGCUCAGCGAAAAACUCAAGGGUCUGAAACUGGGUACGAGUGAGAAAGAUCUCACGCGCAAACCUUCCCAAGCAAACCGAACAGAAGCCUCAGACUUCCAUCCCCUUUCCCCAGAGGGUCCGGAUGUUGCUAUAUCGUCGUUCAAGUCGUUCCGUCAUACCCCCAUCGCUGAAUCGACUAAACCGUCGAUACCUCAAGCUGUAGCACAUCUUCCCCCCGCUUCCAUACAGGCACAGCAACAACAACUAGGGCAGGAAGGAUUUACCAGCCUCAACCAGAACAAUGACCAAAGCGUGGAUGACGGUUUAUUCGCGAUAGCGCUUAGUCCUCGUUCCCCAGAUAUCCCACGAAGUCCCUUUUCAUUCUCCCCUAAAGAAACUAUACCCUACGCGAAAAUGAACUUAAAUGAAUCAUGA
Paracoccidioides brasiliensis Pb18 is the source of this 1086-nucleotide messenger RNA. RefSeq lists its product as uncharacterized. The transcript has 2 exons. The record is from RefSeq and is a predicted model, not a curated record. The coding region runs from base 1 to 1086 and encodes 361 amino acids.